CAGUAUCAGUAUUCUUCAAAUGUUUAUGUGAAUAUUACGUAUUAUCCUGCGCUGCCAACACUGCUGCGUAAUGGAGGUUUUCGACUGAAUUUGAUACCAAGUCGAAAGAUAACAAGUGAUGAUGGGAAUGAUAUUCGGGAAACGAAUGGCAACAUCAUGCACACUUUACCUCCACUGAAGGACGAACAACUCGAAAGAGUACCAAUGCUUCUACCAAUAUUAUCCGAUCGUUCAGUCUGUCGGGACGCUGCCCAUUCGGAAUUCCGCUGUGCCAUAAGUACUCUGAAUGAUGAAUAUAUUCCUAUGAAUAUAUUCCUGAAUGAUGAAUAUAUUCCUAUAUGUGUGCUUAUAUUUGUAGGCAUGCUUCAGGUAAUGAUGAAAAUGACACUUCCGAAUAUCUUAUCAAAGGAUCGUGCUGGUGAAAUUGGUCCAUUUACAUUGGACUGCCGAAUAAAGGAUAAUGUUUUUGGCUAUGAAUUUGAUAAUAUGAAACAAUUUGGCGGCCAAACAGCUGUUUCAUUCGACUUUGUGCCACGAUUUUCCUAA
Gongylonema pulchrum is the source of this 546-nucleotide messenger RNA. The record is from the annotation of a GenBank genome assembly. NCBI's taxonomy places the organism in Eukaryota, Metazoa, Nematoda, Chromadorea, Rhabditida, Gongylonematidae.